CAGUGUGAUUUAAUAACUGCAAAUCAUAUACGUGCAAGUGAGAGAGCAGUAUAAGGAGGGCAGGUGGCAAAGCUUCCAAGGCCAAAAUACAUUACCAUCUAUUUUCUUAUUUGGCUUUUGGGGUUUUUUGAUUUUUUCUUUUUGGUUCUUUUUUUUCUCUCUGUUCCCCCCUUAUUUUCUGUUUAGCAUUUCAGUUUUCCAAGAAAAAAAAAAUCUCAUCAACCCAACGACAAGUACCAUUUUAUUUUGCUUAUUUGAUGCCACAGGUAAUGGCAAUUUGCUUUGUUAUGGCGUUUUCUAAAUCCAAUGAUUCUUGAGAAUCUUUAUCAUCAUCAGCUUUGUGAUUUUGCCAUAUAAUCUGCCUUCGCUUCCAUAGGGUACUUAAUUUAGUGCUCAUUGUUGAGGGGAUCUGUGAAAAUGAAUGGAGCUGUGCUUGUAGCUCUUGCAGCAGCCAUUGGUAAUAUGUUGCAAGGAUGGGAUAAUGCCACCAUUGCAGGUGCUGUUUUGUACAUAAAGAAAGAGUUUAAAUUGGAAAGUGCACCAACUAUAGAAGGCCUGAUUGUAGCCAUGUCUCUUAUCGGAGCCACCUGCAUUACUACAUGCUCAGGAGGCAUAUCCGAUUGGCUAGGUCGUCGCCCCAUGCUAAUAAUCUCGUCCGUCCUUUAUUUUCUUAGUGGUCUUGUGAUGGUAUGGUCUCCUAAUGUUUAUAUCUUACUUUUGGCAAGACUUUUGGAUGGAUUUGGGAUCGGUUUGGCCGUAACGUUGGUCCCGGUUUACAUAUCCGAGACUGCACCACCAGAAAUAAGGGGGUUGCUGAAUACCCUUCCACAGUUUACUGGUUCCAUUGGAAUGUUUCUAUCAUAUUGCAUGGUUUUUGGAAUGUCGUUGUCGGAAUUACCGAGUUGGAGAUUGAUGCUUGGAGUUCUUUCUAUUCCUUCCCUCGCAUAUUUUGGGUUAACUGUAUUCUACUUGCCUGAAUCACCAAGAUGGCUAGUAAGUAAAGGGCGAAUGAAUGAGGCGAAAGCAGUUUUGCAAAGGCUACGUGGCAGGGAAGAUGUUGCUGGUGAGAUGGCUUUGUUAGUUGAGGGACUGGGUGUUGGAGGUGAAACAUCGAUAGAGGAGUACAUAAUUGGCCCGGCAAACGACGACAUUGAAGACGAAGAUAUAUCUGCUGAUAAAGAUAGAAUCAAGUUAUAUGGACCUGAAGCAGGUCAGUCCUGGGUGGCCAGACCAGUCACCGGACAUGGUAGCAGUAUAGGCCUUGCGUCUCGGCAUGGAAGUGUAGUUAGCCAGAGUGCUCAGCGUCUUGUGGAUCCUCUUGUCACUCUCUUUGGAAGUAUCCAUGAGAAGGUCCCUGAACAAGGAAGCACACUUUUUCCGCACUUUGGCAGCAUGUUCAGCAUGGGAGGUAAUCAAGCUCGACAUGAAGAAUGGGAUGAAGAAGGUGGUGCUACCAUGGAGGGAGAGGACUAUGCAGCUGAUGGCCCCGGUAAUGAAUCCGAUGACAACUUGCAUAGUCCUUUGAUCUCAAGGCAGGCAACCAGCAUGGAUAAGGACAUUGUUCCAAAUGCCCAUGGAAGCCUUUCAAGCCUUAGACAUGGUAGUCUAAUGCAAUCAACUACGGGAGAAGCAGUUGGUAGCAUGGGGAUUGGUGGCGGUUGGCAGCUGGCAUGGAAAUGGACUGAAAAGGAAACCUCGGAUGGGAAAAAGGAAGGGGAAUUUAAAAGAAUCUAUUUGCAUCAAGAGACCGUACCUGAAUCUAGGCGUGGGUCAGUAGUUUCUCUGCCUGGUGGUGAUGUCCCUGCUGACACUGAGUAUGUCCAAGCUGCCGCUUUGGUGAGUCAGUCAGCCCUUUAUUCCUCAGAGCUUGUGAAGCAACAUCCGGUUGGACCAGCUAUGGUUCAUCCAGCUGAAACGGUAAAGGGACCAAGUUGGACUGAUAUCUUUGAACCCGGAGUCAAGCAUGCUUUAUUUGUAGGGAUUGGAAUUCAAAUACUUCAGCAGUUCUCUGGUAUAAACGGCGUUCUAUACUACACUCCCCAAAUUCUUGAGCAGGCAGGAGUCGGGGUUCUUCUUUCUAACUUGGGCCUCAGUUCAUCUUCUGCAUCGCUGCUUAUCAGUGGCAUUACAACCUUGCUGAUGCUUCCAAGUAUAGCUGUUGCCAUGCGGCUUAUGGAUAUUGCCGGUAGAAGGAGUUUGCUACUCAACACACUUCCUGUCCUGAUAAUAUCUCUUGUCGUCUUAGUCGUCGCUAGUGUUGUGAAAAUGGGGAGUGUUGUGCACGCAUCAAUCUCAACUGUUAGUGUUGUGCUCUACUUCUGUUUCUUUGUGAUGGGAUUCGGGCCAAUUCCCAAUAUACUGUGUGCCGAGAUCUUCCCGACACGGGUUCGUGGCAUCUGCAUUGCUAUAUGCGCCCUUACUUUUUGGAUUUGCGACAUCAUUGUCACAUAUUCGCUCCCGUUGCUGCUGAAAUCAGUUGGCCUUGCCGGCGUCUUUGGCAUGUAUGCAGUCGUAUGCGUUAUAUCAUGGGUGUUUGUCUUCUUAAAAGUUCCAGAAACCAAAGGCAUGCCUCUUGAAGUCAUUACAGAAUUCUUUGCAGUUGGUGCAAAGCAGAUUGCAGCUACCAAGGACAACUGAGUUCAGUUUAUCUCUUUGAUUUUCAUGGAUAUUGAAAGUUUUGAUUUUUGUUCAAAAUUUCUCCUUCUCAUUCGAAUAGGCAGAGUUUGAUUUAUGUAGAACAAGAAAAAGAAAACAUAAUGUGUUUCUCUAUUGUUUGUUGCAAUUCAAAGAGAAUCCUAUCUUUACGUA
This is a messenger RNA of Gossypium raimondii (Peruvian cotton), 2808 nucleotides long. RefSeq names its product monosaccharide-sensing protein 2. The record is from RefSeq and is a predicted model, not a curated record. Lineage: Eukaryota; Viridiplantae; Streptophyta; Magnoliopsida; Malvales; Malvaceae. The transcript is spliced from 6 exons. The coding region runs from base 418 to 2637 and encodes 739 amino acids. Gene Ontology annotation, molecular function: myo-inositol:proton symporter activity. Gene Ontology annotation, biological process: transmembrane transport. Gene Ontology annotation, cellular component: membrane.